GAUCUUUAGUGACCUUAUGUCAGCAUGAGUUCUCAUCAUGAAAACUAUUUAACAUCACCUCAUAGAGAGAGAGAGAGAGAGAGAGAAAGAGGAACACCAGGAGCACCGCUUAGUUGUUUGGGAUCUCUUUGGUUUGUAAUUAUCUUGAUAUGAUGAACAGCAUUAGUUUAGUGUGUCUGCUGAUGUGGACGGGAGUUUCUUCUUUCAUGUUUGAUAAUUUGACUCAAUAUGUCAACAGUCAUGAAGAGGAGUUUAUAGAGACGUUGAGAAAAUGGGUUUCAAUUGAAAGUGAUUCGAGUGAUAUAUCAAAGAGAUCUGACUUACACAGAAUGAUGGAGGUGACGGCAGAGAAACUCCGUCUCAUUGGAGGAGCUGUAGAGAUGGUGGACAUCGGGAUGCAGACGAUAUCCAAUGGAAGCACUAUAGAGCUGCCAAAAGUAGUCACAGCUCAGUUUGGCAGUGAUGCCACUAAACACACCGUUUGUAUUUACGGUCACGUGGACGUUCAGCCGGCAAAGAAAGAGGAUGGAUGGGCGACUGACCCGUACCAACUCACAGAUAUCAAUGGAAAUCUCUACGGAAGAGGAGCUUCUGAUAACAAAGCACCGGUGUUGGCCUGGAUCCAUACAGUGGAGGUCUACAAAGCCCUCAAUAUUGAGCUGCCCGUGAACGUUAAAUUUAUUAUUGAGGGAAUGGAGGAGACAGGAUCUGAUGGUUUGGAUGCUAUGAUCGUGGCUCAGAAAGACACUUUCUUCUCAGAUGUGGAUUAUAUCAUCAUCUCUGACUGCGGCUGGUUGAGCAGAAGACCGGCGCUCACCUACGGCACAAGAGGAAACUGUUACUUCUUAGCUGAGGUGAGCGGACCGAAGAAGGAUUUACACUCCGGUGUCUAUGGAGGCACAGUAAUCGAGCCAAUGAUAGAUCUGAUCGGCAUUAUGGACAAACUCAUCAGUCCCAGUGGAAAGAUCCUGAUCCCGGGCAUCCGAGAAGCGGUCGCACCUCUCUCCGAUGAGGAAUGGAAGAUUUAUCAAGACAUCGAGUUUGACGUGGAGCGCUACAAGGAAGACAUCGGCAUCAGUGAACUCAUGUACAACAACAAGGUUGAUCUGCUUGCCCAUCGCUGGCGUCACCCAACCCUGUCCAUCCACGGCAUCGAGGGAGCUUUCUCUGCACCCGGUACCAAAACCGUCAUACCAGCCAAAGUCACAGCCAAGUUCUCGAUUCGUCAGGUACCCAAUAUGGAUCCGGCCGUGGUUGAGAAACAGGUGACAGAUUAUCUGAACUCUGUGUUUGCCAAACGAAAGAGCCCCAAUAAACUCAAUGUGACGAUGGUUAUUGGGGCUAAGCCUUGGUUGGCUGAUGUCAACAACCCGUUGUAUGAAGCUGGAAAAGCAGCAGCCAAAAGAGUUUUUAAUGUUGAUCCUGAUAUGAUCCGUGAGGGAGGAACCAUUCCCAUUGCUCGAAGCUUUCAGGACGUGACAGGCAAGAGCAUCAUAAUGCUUCCUAUUGGUGGUUUUGAUGAUGGAUUGCACUCCCAGAAUGAAAAGAUAAGCAGAUACAACUACAUAGAGGGCACUAAGCUGUUUAUUGCCUACUUGCAUGAGGUGUCCAAAAUUAAGAAGAACUGAUCACAUAAUGUCAUGCUUGUUCUGAAAAACAUCAAUAAAUACCUGUGUCUGAUCUACAGCUGUACCAUUACCUGUUGUAACACAUAAUAGCGUAAUGUUUCUCUUUCGUAAUGCAUUUUCUGUAUUUAAAAUAAAAACGAAAAUUAUGUUCAUAAUAAACGUUUAUGUAGUCUAAA
Messenger RNA from Misgurnus anguillicaudatus (oriental weatherfish), 1804 nucleotides. NCBI's taxonomy places the organism in Eukaryota, Metazoa, Chordata, Actinopteri, Cypriniformes, Cobitidae. The record is from RefSeq and is a predicted model, not a curated record.